AUGCCUAUGGCCUCCUGGGAUGACAAGUCCCUCAACAACUUGCAAGUGAGGUUGAACUUGUUAUGUGGCUUGCAUGGAAAAGAUGCUUCUCCCAUUAAUAGCUUUGAGUGCAAGCUUGAUGAGGAGAUCAUCUUGGUAAGGCAGAAAAUCGAGAGUCUCAGAGGCUGGCCAGUUGAUCCUGAUGGCAACCCCUUCCCAACCCAAACCUCUCCCACCUCCAGUUACCUGUCAACCCCUCCAGCCUUGCCUCUUGGUGCCCCACAUUCUCUCCCUCCUCUGACUCCUGACAGCUCCCCUCUCACUAAACGUUCUUCCUGUGCUCAUUACAACUCAGUGUCCUCAGUUGACAAGGAAGAUAUUGAGAAUCUGAAGAAGCACAUCUGUGAGCUUGAGAAAGAAAGACCCUGCCACAAGAAGAAGAAGAACUUACCUUUGGUGACUGACCUGAAGGAUGACAAGCUGGACAAGUCUGACCUCAAGUUGAAAAAACACCUACAGGAUGAGCUCCAGGAGUUCUUGUACAGCAAGGUUGGCUAUGUCAAAGAUGGGAUCAUGCCAAGCAAGAAUGGACCUCAGGUGGAAGGCACCCCAAAGAUCCCUGACUUUGACAAGAGCCUCCAUUAUCAUGAUAAUGUGCUGAUUUGCAACAGUGCAGUACAGCUGCUCAUGGACCAGGAGGAGGGUCCAACUGCUUUCUGCCAGGAGGAGUUCUACUGUAAUUGCUGGAUCAUUGUGCCUGUGCUCAACAAGCUGGCUCAUCAAGCUUGGUGGAACAUGAAGGCAAUCUAUUCCAAGCAGGAAGUGGCCAAGAUUGAUGGAGGGGUCAAGGAGGCAGCACUCAAGAGGGCUGGUUGGCAGUAUGAAUGGUGCAGAAAUACAGGAAUGUUAUCCCAAGCUGAGCAGGAAGAUCCCAAUCUUGACAUAUACAAAGUGUGCUGCCCAGAAUGGAUGAAUCAAAAGUACUGGGAAUGGGAAAAGCUCCUGCUUCACAAGAAGAUCUUGCGCAGGGAGACCAAGCACAUUGAUCUGGGUUGA
Molecule: messenger RNA, 1035 nt
Organism: Dacryopinax primogenitus
Lineage: Eukaryota; Fungi; Basidiomycota; Dacrymycetes; Dacrymycetales; Dacrymycetaceae
Exons: 6
Coding region: 1-1035 (344 amino acids)
Source: RefSeq, a predicted model, not a curated record